GCAGACAAACCCGGCACAGAGAGGGUGGGGAGGUUGUUGUAACGAAAGGCGAGCGGAGGAAAAGAAAUCCGACAACCAUGGCGUGUGGAGCUACGUUAAAACGUCCUAUGGAGUUUGAGGCCCUUCUCAGUCCUCAGUCUCCAAAGCGGAGAAGGUGCAAUCCUCUCCCUGGGAGCCCCAGCACUCCGUCCCCACAAAGAUGCAGCCUCCGGCCGCAAAUGGAGACCGCAUCAGUCCCCCAGCCCAUGGGAGGGGAACAUAGGCUCACUCCAGAGCAGAUUUUUCAGAACAUUCGACAGGAGUACAGCCGCAUUCAGAGGCGUCGACAGCUGGAGGGGGCUUUCAACCAAAGCGAAGCUGGAAGUUCGACCGAGGGGCGUAGCCCCACCCCCACCCCCACGCUCAGCUCCCCCAGCUCGCCCUCAGGUGCCUCAUCAGUGAAGAAGGACCAGCCAUCGUUCACGCUGCGGCAGGUUGGCUACCUCUGUGAGCGCCUCCUCAAAGACCACGAGGAGAAGAUCCGCGAGGAGUACGAGCAGAUACUGAACACAAAACUUGCAGAACAAUACGAAUCCUUUGUGAAGUUCACACAAGAUCAGAUCAUGCGAAGAUACGGUGCCAGGCCUGCUAGCUAUGUGUCCUGAAGAAGUUGAUCGAUGGGUACCAGCGUCCUCGUAAUCGAAUGGUUGCUGCUGUACCACCCCGCCCCCUUUACUUUAUUUUAU
This is a messenger RNA of Chanos chanos (milkfish), 725 nucleotides long. It is a transcript of the gene akirin1, whose product is annotated as akirin 1. Gene Ontology annotation, molecular function: transcription coregulator activity. The transcript is spliced from 6 exons. Gene Ontology annotation, biological process: positive regulation of lamellipodium assembly; myoblast migration involved in skeletal muscle regeneration; negative regulation of skeletal muscle satellite cell proliferation. Bases 78 to 644 code for a protein of 188 amino acids. Gene Ontology annotation, cellular component: chromatin; nucleus. The record is from RefSeq and is a predicted model, not a curated record. Lineage: Eukaryota; Metazoa; Chordata; Actinopteri; Gonorynchiformes; Chanidae.